Molecule: messenger RNA, 843 nt
Organism: Colletotrichum lupini
Lineage: Eukaryota; Fungi; Ascomycota; Sordariomycetes; Glomerellales; Glomerellaceae
Exons: 5
Coding region: 1-843 (280 amino acids)
Source: RefSeq, a predicted model, not a curated record
AUGGGGUCACGAGGGCCUUUCCCAAACACAACCACGUUCCCCGGUCGCCUCACCCAAGCAGACGCUGUCACACUUUUCGACUACUCGCUCUUUUACUCUCUUUCUACGACAAAUCGGAUGCCGACAAGGCAGCAAAUCUCCCGCCCUCCUGAGGUGCUAUUCUCCCGAUCCCUCCGUCUGCUUGGCCAAACGCGCACACGCUCGUACAGAGAGUACACCCAUUCUUCUCCCUCGACCCAAUCGCCAGGUUGGAUAGUCACCGCUCGACACUCUGCCACACGCGCUGACUUGUCUUGCGACCUCGUUUCUUCGGCGCUGUCGGGGGCUGCUCACAUGGGCUCAGAAUGCACCUUGCACAUCGGGCCCAGGCAGAGGGAGAGGAAUGGGAAGGUAUCAUGGCCUGCGGAUGGUCGUCCAUUUGUCACCCUGGUCUUUGACCACAAAACUUCAGUCUUCCCCCCUUUGAGAAGAAGCGAGUCCGACGAGAUUGCCCACGCGCCAGCGGGAGAGGCCCAGCCCGAGGAAAAUGGCGCGGUACUCACUUCCCGUUCGCCCUUUGGACCGCUCCAGAUCAACACUGCUGGCAUUUUGGGGGCGACAGCCGCUGCAAAGUCGACUGGAAUCAUGCUCUCGAGCCGAACAGUCUUUGAAUCCUCACGGCCGGAUGGUCAGACGGGAAAUGUCGCUAUCGCCAUGUUGUCCUUUCACCAGAAGCACACGCCCACCCCUGAGGUGCGCGCCAUCUUCAUCUCCUCUGUCGCAGCUCGGGCAGUCUGGGGUCUCACAUUGCGAGUAUCCCCUUUGCGGCUCGGCGCUUGCCCCAUGCCACUGGGGCUGCCCUAA